Metschnikowia bicuspidata var. bicuspidata NRRL YB-4993 is the source of this 2760-nucleotide messenger RNA. RefSeq names its product 1-phosphatidylinositol 4-kinase (gene PIKA). The transcript has a single exon. Bases 1 to 2760 code for a protein of 919 amino acids. Gene Ontology annotation, molecular function: 1-phosphatidylinositol 4-kinase activity. Gene Ontology annotation, cellular component: membrane; cytoplasm. Lineage: Eukaryota; Fungi; Ascomycota; Pichiomycetes; Serinales; Metschnikowiaceae. The record is from RefSeq and is a predicted model, not a curated record. Gene Ontology annotation, biological process: phosphatidylinositol phosphate biosynthetic process; phosphatidylinositol-mediated signaling.
AUGGAAAAGGACGGAACGUCAAUACUCGAGUCAAUACGAUCACCAGGAUUCGAAUUAACGUCAUGCGUGGAUUAUUUGCGUCGUUUUCCUACCGAUAUUGGAAUUCAGCACAUUUUGGUGAAGAAGCUUCGGACAUACAAGUACGAGGAUGUCGAGUUUUUGAUUCCACAGUUGCUCCAGAUAUUGGUGUCUUUUGAGACUAACUCGAUGGCACUAGAGGAGUUUGUACUUGAUUAUUGUGAAAUUUAUCCUCAUUUCAGCCUAGUUGUCUUUUGGAACUUACAAGCGCUUGUGUUUGAACUAAAAGACAGUCCAAAUUCAUAUUCCUUUCAGAUCGUGAGAAAUAUCGUGAACAAGCUACAAAAUGUCUUAUUCAAUCCUCUCAUGCGGGUAACCGCAGAAUUUUACGAAAAUUUGCAACCAGCUCUUAUUCUUUGUGGUGCAAUUGCUGCUUCAUUAGGAUCUCCUAGGAUUCAUGAAUAUAUCAAGCCAUUGAUUUUAGCGCAAGCGAAACAGCGAAAAUCUUUUGUCUUUAAAUUGGCAAAUUUCCAAAAAUCCUUGACAAAGAAUUUGACUCUCAAAAACCAAAAGUCAGUCAAUGAAAUUAUAUCGACGCAUUCAGAUGAAGAGGAUUCACGCAUGAAUACAAAAGUGUCUGGAACUCAUACACGCCACUCAGAAUCUUUCGCGUCAGACAAAAGAACUUCUACCCAACUGAUGACUUCUGAAGAUUCUGGGGUCAACACAAGUGAUGAAGAGGAGCAGGAAUCUAUUCGAAUCAAGAAGAGGACAAACUUGAAAAAACUGAGAACUUCCGAAAGCAUUUUGUUAUUGCAAGAUAUGGAAACAAAGUUUGAUGUCGGUAAUAUCUUAAAAAAGUCAAAGCGCCCCUCAGUCCAACAGCAUAUAUCGCAUUCGAUGCCAAAUUUGAAUGACCCCGAAACCUCAAAUAAAAUUUUGGGAUCAUCGGAGCCUAAUUUGAUUAUCUCACGUCGUACGGACAUAAUUUCUCAAUCAAAAAGCUUGACUCUUGGAGAAAAAGCUGAUCCAGGGAGGCUAUUAAGGAUCAAUUAUUCCAAGAAUGUGACCGAGUUUAUUCUCGCAUUACAAAAUAUAUCUUUGAGAUUAUCUCAAUUACCCAAGGAGACGCGCUUGUCUGCUUUACGCGCAGAGUUAUCCAUCAUAAAUGACACUUUGCUCCCUUCGGAGAUUGAUAUACCCCAAUUACUUCCUAUCACAAGCUCCCGAAAUAAGUUUCAUAAAUUAUUGAAGCUUAGUGUGAAUGAGGCGUGUGUUUUGAAUUCGGCCGAAAGGGUUCCUUUCUUAAUGUUUGUUGAAUUUUUAAGUGAUGAACUAGACUUUAAUCCCUCAUCUCUUCCAAACCAAACUAUCUUGAAAGCUUUGAAAAGAAAAGGCAAAAAGACUUCAAAUCAUUUGCCAGAUGAAGUAGGAGUUCAAGAGACUGAAAUUGUUUCAGAAGGUUUGAUGCAAGUUGAGGCAGAUUUAAGUGAUCUAAAAAUCUCUUCGGCACAAUCAUCUAGCUACGAUCUUUCAUCACUAGGAGGAAGCUCUAAUAUUAGCUUUCUCAACAGAGAACCAGAGAAAAAUUUGAGUCAACUAGACACUCAAACUAAGAAAAGAGCAGAUCAAAUGCGGAUUGCUUCGCUCAUGUUACAGCAAUUAGAAAGUUCUGGACAGGCAACUUCAGAGCAAUCAAUUUCCAUAAAACAAAGAAUCGUGAAAUCUAUGAUCGCAUUACAGGAUCAAUUUGAAGGUAUUGAUUACGACACAUGCAACGAACUAAAGGGAGAUGACCCAAAUGCGGGCGAAAGGAAAUUGGAAAAUGACUUCAAACUUGCAGAGGAUUGGAAAGCAAAGAAGUCAAGGAUUCGUAAAUCGAGCCCCUAUGGACAUCUCCACAACUGGGAUUUGUGUUCUAUCAUAGCAAAAAAUGGUUCCGAUUUACCUCAGGAAGCUUUUGCAUGCCAGCUUAUUGCAGUAAUUUCUAACAUAUGGAAUCGGCGAGGACUUCUGACUUGGACAAAACGUAUGAAAAUUUUGAUCACGAGUGCAAAUACGGGCUUGGUGGAAACAAUCACCAAUGCUAUUUCAAUUCAUUCCAUCAAGAAAUCCUUGACAGAAAUUUCUAUUGCAGAGGGACAAAAUACCCGCAGAAGAAUCUUUACAUUAAAGGAUUACUUCAUAAAAUUGUUUGGCGGCCCUUCCACAGUAUCAUACAGAAGAGCGCAGGAAAAUUUUGCGAAAAGUCUCGCCUCAUACUCGAUAAUUUGCUACGUUCUCCAAAUUAAGGACCGUCACAAUGGCAAUAUCAUGCUUGAUAAUGAAGGGCACAUUAUCCACAUCGACUUUGGCUUUCUACUUUCCAAUUCACCUGGAAGUGUUGGUUUUGAAGCUGCCCCCUUCAAGCUCACGAUGGAGUAUGUGGACUUACUAGAUGGUGUUGAUAGUGCUUUAUUUGCAGACUUCAGAAAAAUUUGCAAAGAUUGUUUUUUGGCACUUCGUGAAGAAAGCGAACUGAUUAUUAACAUGGUUGAGAUUAUGCAAAAAGAGUCCUCUCUACCAUGUUUUAACAGUGGUGAAAAUACAAGUGUGUUACUCAAACAAAGGCUACAACUUCAUUUAGAUGUGACUGCAGCAACUGAUUUUGUUGAUAAUUCCUUGAUAGGUAAAAGUUUGGGAAAUAUGUAUACGCGAUUGUAUGAUCAAUUUCAAUUGAUCACGCAGGGAAUUUAUAAUUGA